AUGGAUCCUAAACCUUGUGAAGCAAGUGUAUUUACCCCAAACAAAUCUAAUGAAGGUAUAAAAGAUGAUGCAGUUCUUCAGUUUUUCAUCUUUUCUCUUGUAUUGAGUUUUAGAAGAAAAGCAUUCAAGAUGUACAAACUCUUAGCAUUAACAGUGAUUGUCGUUGUUUUUGCAGCACAAGCAAAAGCAGAAUGCUCCAAGAAGCAAUGCAGAAUGUAUUGCAAAAACGGAUUUCAAAAAGAUGAGAACGGCUGCGACAUCUGCAAAUGUAACAAAUGUCCAAAGGGACAAUGCAAAAUGCUUUGUAAAUAUGGAUUCGAAAAAGACGAAAAUGGUUGCGAUGUAUGCAAGUGUAACAAAUGUUCACCAAUAAUGUGCACUAUGUUCUGCAAGAAUGGCUUCCAAACUGAUAAGAAUGGAUGUAAAACCUGCAAAUGCAAUAAAUGCCCAUUACAAAAAUGCAGAAUGUUUUGCAAAAAUGGAUUUCAAAAAGACGACAAUGGUUGCGACGUUUGCAAAUGCAAUAAGUGUCCAUUGACGAAAUGCAUGAUGUUCUGCAAAAAUGGAUUCCAAAAAGACGCCAACGGCUGUGACGUCUGCAAAUGCAACAAAUGCUCCAUGAAGCAAUGCCGAAUGUUCUGCAAGUAUGGCUUCCAAAAAGAUGAGAAUGAUUGCCAAAUCUGCAAAUGCAACAAAUGUCCACAAUGGCAAUGCAGAAUGGCCUGUCCAAAUGGGUUUGUAAAGAAUGAGGAAGGGUGUGAGAUCUGCAAGUGCAAAUAAAUGAAGAAUAAACAUUUGAAGACGACAACACAAAAGAAGCGUUUUAAAAAAGUUGUAAAAAUGUUAGCAAAAUAGAAACACUUUGUUCACA
Messenger RNA from Hydractinia symbiolongicarpus, 871 nucleotides. Its product is annotated as antistasin-like. The coding region runs from base 1 to 780 and encodes 259 amino acids. Lineage: Eukaryota; Metazoa; Cnidaria; Hydrozoa; Anthoathecata; Hydractiniidae. Gene Ontology annotation, molecular function: serine-type endopeptidase inhibitor activity. The record is from RefSeq and is a predicted model, not a curated record. The transcript has 11 exons.